UUGAUGCACAGCGGCCCCACGUGUGUCUAUGGACGCAGCGUAAUCAAAAUUGGUCGGAAGUCGUGUGCUGUGCUGUCCUGUGCAGUAAUUAAAUGUUAGAAUAAUCUUUAUUUUCUGUGUUGUAACAAACAUGUCUUCUGCUUUCAGGAAAGCUUUAAAAUCCCAGCAGCGGAACCACAGAGAGAGGUCUCAGCCUGGUUUCAGAAAACAUCUUGGCUUCUUGGAGAAAAAGAAAGACUACAAGGUCCGAGCUAAUGAUUACCACAGUAAACAGAACCAGCUCAGGGCGCUGCGCAGAAAGGCCCUGGAGAAGAACCCAGAUGAGUUCUAUCACAAGAUGAUCAGCAAUAAGCUCAAGGAUGGGGUUCAUGUUCUUAGUCAUUCCAAGGAGGAGAUGACAGAGGAGCAGCUGAAGGUGAUGAGAACGCAGGACAUCAAGUAUGUGGAAAUGAAGAGAGUCGCUGAAGGAAAGAAAAUAGAAAGACAAAAAUCUGAGCUCCAUCUGCUUGAAGCUGAAGGGAAACAAAACAACAAGCACACGUUCUUCUUAAAUACAAAAAAAGAAGGUGAGGAGUUUGACUUGGCAAAACACUUUAACACAGACCCUGCACUAGUGGACAGAGUGUACAACAGGCCAACCAUAGAAACUCUGCAGAAGGAGACCAUCAAAGGAGCUACUGGACCAGAAGUAUUAAAGGAACUAGCCAUUCAACGAAAGCAUCAGUAUACCGUUCUGAAGCAGAGGAUUGAAAGGGAAAAGAAGAUGUUUGUAAUCGUACAGAAGAUUCAAACCCGAAAAGAUCUAGCAGAUAAGGUCAACAAAGUGAAGGUGAAGAAUGAAACUGUCAACAGUCCAGCUAUUUAUAAAUUUAAGCCACAGAGGAAACGCUGAGUACUUGUAGUAACAGGUCAGAGAGCACAGAUAUAUGUAAUGAACUGAGUAUUGUGUAUGUGUUUAUGGUUGGAUUAACUGUGGACAUUAUUCAACAUUUGGUUUGAAUCCUAAUGUAGCAGUGCUGAAAACCACUGUAUUUAUAUUAUGUAUUUGGAACAAUGGAUGAUCCAUUGUUCCAUGGAUCAAUAAAUGCUUUCAACAAAUAAGUCAUACCUUUUCACAGGCUUUUUGCUUCUUUAAAAGGGCCUAAUCGCUAAAAAUAAUAAAUGCUCUUGUCAUCCAGCAGAUGGCAGUAGAGUUGUUUUGUCGGAAUUUAAAAAUAAAUAAAUAAAUAAAGCAAACAAAACAGUUA
Acipenser ruthenus (sterlet) is the source of this 1247-nucleotide messenger RNA. RefSeq names its product probable U3 small nucleolar RNA-associated protein 11. The record is from RefSeq and is a predicted model, not a curated record. Lineage: Eukaryota; Metazoa; Chordata; Actinopteri; Acipenseriformes; Acipenseridae. Gene Ontology annotation, cellular component: nucleolus; small-subunit processome. The coding region runs from base 131 to 892 and encodes 253 amino acids. Gene Ontology annotation, biological process: rRNA processing. The transcript is spliced from 8 exons.